AUGGUUUUAGCAAGGAUCUCCUGUCCCGGGCGAGCGUGGUGACCAGUCCCCCCUCCCCAAGCGUUUCUGGACUGAUGCAGGCUCCAGGCCUGGAUGAGCCCACCUGGUGGCUCUACAGCGCCUGCAGCCGCCCUGUAGCAUGUCCCAGCGGCACUCUGAUAGCUCCUUGGAGGAGAGACUGCUGGAAUACCGCUUCCACUCAGAGCUGCAGUUGGAUGCCAACGGCAACCCCAAAUCCAAGCUCCCCAUCACCCGGGGCUCCCUGCGUUCCAAGACCAAUGCUGCCUUCGAGCCAGAGUCCCUGGCACCCCCACCGUCACCCACAGAGGACAGGGAGCCACGAGGCAUCGUCCUGAGCACACAGAGCCCCGCGGCCCUCAAGAUGGGCACUCAGCAGCUCAUCCCCAGGAGCCUCGCCGUGGCCAGCAAGGCCAAGACCCCGAUCCGCCACCAGAGCUUCGGGGCAGCCACGCUCAGUAAGGAGGCCGCACGGCGGGACCCCCAGCUCCUCUCAGCCCCCGGCUUCUCUUUGGAUGACAUGGACAUGGAUAUGGGCCCUGCGGGGGCCCUGAGUCGAAACCGGCGGAACCAGUCAUACCGGGCAGCCAUGAAGGGGCUGGGGUCUCUGAGCAGCAGGGGGGACUCCAGCCAGCUCACCCCCAAACUUCAGACUCUGGCUGAGGAGCCCAGCCAGCCGCCCGCCCAGUGCCCAGCCAAAAACAAGAGGACGCUGGGCCGGAAGCGUGCACACAAGGGCUCCUUCAAGGACGACCCCCGAUUCUACCAGGAGAUCCGGGAGCGGGGCCUGAACACCAGCCACGAGUCUGAUGAUGACAUGCUCGACGAAGCCCCUGUCCCCGAGGGGACCCAGAGGGUGGACACCACCAUUGUGGUCAAGAGCUACCGGCCUGCCCAGGUCACCUGGAGCCAGCUCCCUGAGGUGAUAGAGUCGGGUGUUCUGGACCAGCUGUGUACUGAGGAGCGCAAGAGGCAGGAGGCCAUCUUCGAGAUCCUCACGUCUGAGUUCUCCUACCUGCACAGCCUGGGCAUCCUGGUGGCCCAGUUCCUGCAGUCCCCAGAGCUGCGGGCCACCAUGACACAGAUGGAGCACCAUCACCUCUUCUCCAACAUCCUGGACGUCCUGGCCGCCAGUCAGAGGUUCUUCAAGGCCCUGGAGCAGCGGCACCAGGCGCAGGUGUGCGUGGAGGACAUCAGCGACAUCCUGGAGGAGCACGCAGAGAGGCACUUCCACCCCUAUGUGGUCUACUGCUCCAACGAGGUCUACCAGCAGCGCACGCUGCAGAGGCUGACGAACAGCAAUGCCGCCUUCCGCGAGGCCCUGCGGGACAUCGAGAAGCAGCCAGCGUGCGGGGGCCUGCCCAUGAUCUCCUUCCUGAUCCUGCCCAUGCAGCGGGUGACCAGGCUGCCCCUUCUGACCGAUACCCUCUGCCUGAAGUCCCAGGGCCACCCCGAAAGGUACAAGGCUGCCAGCCAAGCCCUGAAGGCCAUCAGCAAGCUGGUGAAGCAGUGCAACGAGGGGGCGCACACCAUGGAGCGCACGGAGCAGAUGUACACGCUGCACACACAGCUGGACUUCAGCAAGGUCAAGUCUUUCCCGCUGAUCUCUGCCUCCCGCUGGCUGCUGAAGCGAGGGGAGCUCUUCCUGGUGGAGGAGGCCGGGCUGUUCAGGAAAAUCGCCAGCCGGCCCACCUGCUACUUGUUCCUGUUCAGUGACGUCCUGAUCGUCACCAAGAAGAAGAGCGAGGACAGCUAUGUGGUCCAGGACUACGCCCAGCUGGACCAUGUCCAGGUCCGAAAACUGGAGCCCUUGGAGCCGUCGCUGCCGGGGGGCGGCAGCCGCAGCUCCUCCGUGCCCCACCCCUUCCAGGUGACCCUGCUGCGGAACAGCGAGGGCCGCCAGGAGCAGGUCCUGCUGUCCUCCGACUCCGCGAGUGACCGGGCCCGGUGGAUCACAGCGCUUGCCUACAAGGAGAGGCAGUGGCAGGGCCCCACCAACAAAGGAGAGCUGCCCCAGGUGGAGGUCACCAAGGCCUACUUCGCCAGGCAGGCAGACGAGAUCACAUUGCAGCAGGCCGACGUGGUGCUGGUCAUGGAGCAGGAGGACGGGUGGCUGCACGGAGAGCGGCUCCGCGACGGAGAGACGGGCUGGUUCCCCGAGGACUUCGCGCGGCGCAUCACCAGCCCCGUGGCCGUGGAGGGCAAUGUGCGCAGGAUGGAGCGGCUGCGGCUGGAGACGGAUGUGUGAGGCAGCGGCUCCAGAGCCGGGCCGCGGCGGGUUCAGCUUCCGCCCGACCAGUGUGUGGCCCUGCGUGGCUCCGACCCCGCGGAAGGACGAGCACGCCUGCCCUCCAGGGAGGAGUCCUAGGGUGCGGCAGGAGUCUGGCCCCGCCCUCAGCUCCUGGCCGUGGCACCCCCACCUGCUGGGCCCCCACGCAGCUGCACGAGGCUGAUGUGAUUGAGGGCCAUUGCAGCCAUCCCUGGGGACAGUUCGCAGACGGUCUCCCCGUGGCCUUCCUCCCCACGUGGAUGAGGCGGGCCCCCGAGAGCCCAGUGGUGCCUGCGCUCUCCUCUGGGGCACAGGAAGGAGGGGAGGGGCAUGUGGCUCCCGCAGGGAAACCUCACUGGGAGCUUUUCGACAACAGUAAAGUGUUUCUUUACAACUUGGGUUUCCACAGUGAGCCUGAGCCCAGGUGAGGCCAUAGCCACGGUCCCCGUGAAGCCCCAUGAAGUCCGCACGGUGCCAUGGCUGGGACUGGCCCCUGCGUGGCCGCUCAGUGCUGCUCCCUGGCUCUGGCCCAUCUGCCCACCGACCAGACCCGUGCGGGCAAAGCCCUGCCCCAGCAACCAGGGGCCAGCGUGGCCACAGCUGGGCCUUGCAGGGCUGGACAUGGCCAUGGGGACUGACAACUUGGACCCCUUCGGAUGGGCCCCUGGCCCUUCUUGCCUUGGGUCGUGUUAUUGGGGUGGGGGUCCCCAAUACAUGCUGGAGAAUCUGCCCUGA
This is a messenger RNA of Chinchilla lanigera (long-tailed chinchilla), 3022 nucleotides long. RefSeq names its product Rho guanine nucleotide exchange factor (GEF) 16 (gene Arhgef16). Lineage: Eukaryota; Metazoa; Chordata; Mammalia; Rodentia; Chinchillidae. The record is from RefSeq and is a predicted model, not a curated record. Gene Ontology annotation, molecular function: protein binding; guanyl-nucleotide exchange factor activity. Gene Ontology annotation, biological process: activation of GTPase activity. The transcript is spliced from 15 exons. Bases 140 to 2266 code for a protein of 708 amino acids.